Molecule: messenger RNA, 1290 nt
Organism: Aspergillus fischeri NRRL 181
Lineage: Eukaryota; Fungi; Ascomycota; Eurotiomycetes; Eurotiales; Aspergillaceae
Exons: 2
Coding region: 1-1290 (429 amino acids)
Source: RefSeq, a predicted model, not a curated record
AUGCCACAAGACACGACGGAGAAGAAAGCACGGAGCGAGAGCCUGGGAAAGGAGAAGCGAAAACCCGUCCGUAGUGACCCUGAGAAACGGCGGCAACAGAACAUCCGAGCGCAACGAGAGAAGCUCCGUGGGCGAUUGGAGGACCUUGAAAUGCUUGCAGCAUCACUGGCACAGAGACCCCCGAUGACGGGCAAAAUCCAGUCCGAGUCGAUCCUAGGUGAUGGUGCCUGGGACGUGUCGAUUCCCGGUUCAUCGAUAGCUACUCCCAAGGACUGCCAACAGCUUCUUCCACAGUCAGACUAUACCGCAUCAACACUAAAUAUCUGGGACUCUACCACACAUCUGACAUCCUCAGACAAUACCCUAUCGUCGCCAAACGUCUGGGAUUCUAUACUCAGGGACUGCACAGCACAACUCUCACAUUCAGAUAUUUCCCCAUCAACACUAGCAUUCUUGGACUCCACAAAACAAUUUCCACCAUCGGAAACUCCCUUGACGGCACCGAGAGUAUGGGUUCCUCCAACCCACGUCAUUCCUUCCGUUCUCAUCCAAGAUAAACACAGGGACGGCAUUGAUCGAUGCUGGUCGACCACCACCAUCAAAUGUAAUUGUUCCAGCCCACAUUUCAUGAUACAAACGCACCGUCCCGGCCCAUACAGCUCUACCGAGGUCAGAAUACUCAGGACUGGACCGGUCAUACCUACACCAGAUCCAUAUGCCAACCAUCUUCGCCUGGAAACAAUCUGUACUUUAGCCGCAAUGGAUACUCUCAGGAUGCAUAUUAGCAUUACAGAGGAGAUGAUGUGUACCAAGGAAUCUCCCUCGCCAUUCUAUAGGUCGCUUAGGGCAUCAGCGGAUGACAUGGUCAAGGAAAACAUGAUCUGCACAGUGCAGAGGAUUUUCAUGACACUCAAGCCAGACUUGAGGCCAAGUAUUGAACAAAUUACUGUCAAACAUCCUCCAUACAUUGAUGUUCUGCCUUUUCGGACGCUACGGAAGAAUCUCAUCCUGCAGCAGCAAGAGGUAGACGAGGAUGAAUUUCUCCGCGAUGCCGUUACUGGUUUAGUGUGCUGGGGAGGGGCAGGCGUUGGGAGGAAGGAUCGAGAUACUUCUACUGGAUAUGCUUCGACUGGUACUCCAUGGGACAACCGCAGCUGGGAGGCGAAGGAAUGGUUUCUGAAGAAGUACUGGUCUCUGCUAGGUGGUGAAGAGGGAGAACUUGUACGACAAAGUGAGUGGUGGCGCAAUAUCAGAGGCGAGGACCCGCUGGACAUAGAGGCAGUGGCAUGA